GAGAGACUUUCAAACCGUUAAGUUCCUCAUUCUGACCAUAGAGUAAAUGACUGUGCUGCUGGGCGGGUCGAAACACAUUACACACAUAUAAACCAGCAGGCGCCUUUGUUUCUAUCUGUUGAUCCUGAGUGGCAAUAGUGGAAAGCAUGGCUGAGGCAGACCGACCAGGGAAGCUCUUCAUCGGUGGCCUGAACACUGAAACUAGUGAGAAGGUCCUUGAAGCAUAUUUCAGCAAAUUUGGCAGAAUAUCAGAAGUUCUGUUGAUGAAGGAUCGUGAAACAAAUAAGUCUAGAGGCUUUGCAUUUGUAACUUAUGAAAAUCCCGGUGACGCAAAAGAUGCAGCGAGAGAAAUGAAUGGAAAGCCCCUUGAUGGAAAGCCUAUUAAAGUGGAACAGGCCACAAAACCUCAGUUUGAGUCUUCAGGACGCCGUGGUCCACCACCAUCACGGAGUCGUGGCCCUGCUAGAGGUUCACGAGGGUCCAGGGGAGCACCAAGUGGAAUGCGGGGACCACCAAGCAGAGAACCCUUUUUUAAAGGAAUGUCAUCCAGAGGGCCACCACCACUGAAAAGAGGCCCCCCAGUGCGGAAUGGAGGACCCCCACCCAAGAGAUCUGCACCCUCUGGGCCAAUGGGCAGACCGCCAAUGUCAAGAGACAGGGACCCGUACGGCCCUCCUCGCAGAGAUUCUCUGAUGUCACGUCGGGAUGAUGGUCCUCCGCCUCGUGAUGACCACUACAGUAAAGACAGCUACUCCAGCCGUGACUACAUGAGUUCACGGGACAGUCGAGACUACGCCCCACCACCACGUGAUUACCCAUACCGGGAGUAUUCGGGCCAUUCCAGUUCCAGAGAUGAUUAUGGGUCAGGAUCCAGAGGUUACAGUGAUCGUGAUGGCUACAGUGGAGGAAGAGAGCCCAGGGGUUACAUGGAUAGGCCCAGUUCAGGCUCCUAUAGAGACCCUUACGACAGUUACGGUAACUCACGCAGCGCCCCACCCUCAAGGGGUCCCCCUCCGUCCUACAGUGGGAGUGGCGGAAGCAGUCGUUAUGACGACUAUGGCAGCAGUUCCCGGGAUGGAUAUGGCAGUCGAGACAGUUAUCCCAGCAGUCGGAGUGACCUGUACUCCACUAGUCGUGGUGACCGUCCGGGUAGGCAGGAGCGAGGGCCACCCCCUCCCCUUGAGAGAGGCUAUCCUCGUGAAUACAGCUCGAGCCGUGGGGCACCUCGGGGUGGUGGCCGAGGCGGCGGUCGGGCAGAUAGAGGAAUGGCCCGGAACAGAUACUGAGAUGGACUCUGGGGGAGGAAAAAAUAAAAAGGAGAAAUGAUGGCUUCUCGUUGAAAACGUUCAAAAGACUUUAAGAUUCCAAAAAAACGCGCCCUUUUAAACUCUGGACUUCGAGCUUCAGUUUCAAGCUGUACUCAAACUUGUGAAGGUUUUUAUUUUUAUUAUUUUUUUAUUAUUUUUGUCCUUUUUAAAUUCAGAGUUUCUUUUCUCUUGCCCACUUCCCAUUUAAUGGUACCGUUGCAAAUCUAAGUGUGUUCUUUUUGUAUACUAGUGACUUGUUAAACCUGCAAUGCCCUAACAUAUGGCUUUCAUUUACCAAUAAAGUGUUUUUAAUCAAAGAUCUUGAGCAACAACACUCUAUUCAAGAGAAUUAGAAAUGAUGAUGCAUAAAUAUUCAUUUACCUUCAGUUUUCCAUUGUAAGCAACCCCAAAUUCCACUUAAUAUAGAAGCAAUGCAGAAUAUUCAUGUAGGCAUGAUUGUUCACAUUGUUGGGGACUGGGCAAAUGUCACCUUUUUUCCAAACUCUCUAUGGGUGUAGUUUUCCUCAGUGCAAAUGGAUCCUUCAUCACAAAGCCUAAACAUUGACGCCUUGCAUCGACCAAUCCAAAGACAACCAAAAUGCAAGAAACAAAUCAGCACCACAGAUAAAACCUGCCAACAGCUGGUAAGCAAAGCAAACCCUUUUGUUCUGGUAUAAGUCAAGUCUCGGUGGUGUUGUUUUUGCACUGUAAUUUAGUCAAACAUCGACUUGGUUGCCCUGGCUUUUUCAAAUGCAAUCUGAAACGAUAUAAUUUCCAACAUUAUUAACAAAACCUCACUUCUGCCUUCAAAGGAGUCUAUGAUCCCUCUCCCCAACCACUGGAUCACUUCAGUUUAGGAGGUCUUAAUCUCAGAAAUGUCAGCCAGUUCUACUGUUGCACUAAAGGAGAAAAUGUCUGGAUUUUUUUCCCUGCCCCUUUCAAAUGAGAAAUGGCCCCCUUUUUUUUUUUUUUUUAAAGGAUGUUAAGAUGAGUCUCCUCAAUGGAUCUAUAUCUACAGCCAAAUGUAAACCACGUAGCUGCAAAACCUCUUGAAACCUCCCAGUGGAACCCUUUUGAAAAUGUAGUAAAUUCACUUAGUAUUAACAAAAAAGCUAGAACGCUCUCAAGCAUGCCGUUUCUAACAAAGGAGACCACGUGGAGAAAGACAGCACCCUAUCAACAAACCUGGAAAACAAUCAGUUUGGGUCAUUUGAGUUCUUUUGUAAAAUUACACUUAAAUUUGUCCCUUAUGCUGAGCUACAACAGUUUGCUGAUGGAAACUCUCAUUGCAGGCUGAAUGGGGGGGAAAGGAGUUUGAUGUUAAUACCUCGUUGCUGAUCAGCACCUGUUGCCAUUUGGUGAUGCAUGACGGUCUCAAGUAAGAUGCAGAUCCAAGCCAUUCAGGUUCCUUGGAGGCUGCUGUUCAUUGAGGCACGUGAUGUUUAGAUGGAGUCCUGGAGUGCUACAGUUGAAUUGCUCAUUUAUUUAUUAUGACUUUUUAAUAAACUCAUUUGAAUUGAAAUGAA
Molecule: messenger RNA, 2833 nt
Organism: Onychostoma macrolepis
Lineage: Eukaryota; Metazoa; Chordata; Actinopteri; Cypriniformes; Cyprinidae
Gene: rbmx
Product: RNA binding motif protein X-linked
Exons: 10
Coding region: 147-1286 (379 amino acids)
Biological process (GO): positive regulation of mRNA splicing, via spliceosome
Cellular component (GO): spliceosomal complex
Molecular function (GO): RNA binding
Source: RefSeq, a predicted model, not a curated record